Molecule: messenger RNA, 1833 nt
Organism: Chaetomium globosum CBS 148.51
Lineage: Eukaryota; Fungi; Ascomycota; Sordariomycetes; Sordariales; Chaetomiaceae
Exons: 6
Coding region: 1-1833 (610 amino acids)
Biological process (GO): regulation of transcription by RNA polymerase II
Cellular component (GO): Set3 complex
Molecular function (GO): protein binding; transcription corepressor activity
Source: RefSeq, a predicted model, not a curated record
AUGAAGGAGCUACUUGACACGGACCGGGUCAACUUUCUUGUCUGGAGGUACCUGCUUGAAUCUAAUUAUCGGGAGACGGCCGCCAAGCUCCAAAAAGAGUGGAGGGUGCACCAACCUCACAGGCAGUUCGAUUUCGCAUCUCAUGUGAACACAUAUGCCCUGGUGUCGCUUCUGAACAAAGGCCUCAUCUACGAAGACUACCAAAGGCAGUUUUCGGCGGCUGCGCACGAGGCGGCGCGCGAUGUGCCGGCAACGGCCGAUGCAGGUGCGCGGGGGGUGUUUGGGCCGCUAAAAUUCCAGCCCGAGGUGGUGAUGGACGAGGAUGAGGAGGACGAUGAGGAAUUCGAACUGGAGGCCGAACCCGAGGAAAUCGAGAACCCGCGGAAACGGGCGGUCGAGCGGCAGCAUCACCGCGAAUUGUCGCAUGGAUCCCCCGCAAAGCGACAGCGGCUCAGCAACGGCUACGAGAAUGGGGUCGAUUCAGCCACCACGCCAAUGGAAAUCGACCACCAACAUCCUGACAACAACCACGCCUAUCCGUCACCGCUUGAGGGCGAACAAGCCGAGUCCCCGCUCCUGCGCACCGAGGGCCCGUCUCGCGGCACGCAGGUCGAAAAGGUGCGCGAUCUGACGCAGGGCACCGUAUUUCUGCGACUGGGUGCCGACGAAUCCCAGGAAGCGAGCGAAAACCCUCUUGUGCUCCUCUGCGAGUGGAACCCCCGGGACCCAGCCCUCUUGGCGACCGCCGGUACAGAUGCGCUAGCCCGCAUUUGGACAUUACCCUGUGGAACCGCCCCAGACGCGGAGCCUGGUCACGUGGAUUCCCCCAGCCCAUCAUCGUUGAGCAUCGUCGAGGACGACCUCCCCAAGAAUGCGACUGUCUCAGCCAUGGCAUGGAGCUCGAACGGAGAGCUCAUCGCGCUUGGCACGGAACUCGGCAACAAGUCGCGGGUGAGCAUCUGCUCUAUGGAUGGAACGAGCAUGCACCGCUUCGACGGCCUCGACACCCCCGUCACUAAUCUCUGCUGGAGCCCCAACAACAACCUCCUUCUUGCCAUUAGCCCGGAUCUAAGCGGUGGGAUGGCGGAACCGAGAACCCUGAUUCACAUUUCGUCUCCUUCCAGGGUGAACUCCCUAUCGCAUGUCCUAGACCACGACCUCCCCUCCGACAGCCUCGAUGCGACAUGGAUCAGCGAGACCGAGUUCCUCUUGUGUGGCGGUGACCUGCUAGUCUCCUUCCGAUGCACAGAGCAAGGGAUUGUGCAGGGUAGAGAGUUCCAGACGGGCACGGAUGAACGCUUCAGCCUCGUCGAGUUCGAUUGGAGGUCUAAGCUGGUUGCGACCGCGAGCGAAAAGGGCUACAUUGACAUCUGGGAUGAGUCUGGAAAGCGCCGCUCAAUACCUGCGCACGACGGUGGCAUCACAAGCCUCAAGUGGCAACCGCUGCAAAACGACCCUGCCGAAGACGAGCGAUUGCUAGUAUCCGGGGGCGAGGAUGGGGCCGUUCUGGUGUGGAAUGUUCGAAGUGCCGAGGUCAAGCCAAAAUAUUCUAUUACCAUGCCGCCACCGCUCGCAGUCAACAACCUCUCGAUGAGUCCCGACGGGUCACUCAUCGCCGUGGCGACACACGACAGGAUACUUGUUUGGAAAAUUGGUGACCACGCCAUGCCCAAGGCUAGCUGGGUGCCGCAGCCGGGCUGGCAAAGCCCUAACACGGGUACCGAUUCCGAGGAUGCCAUUCCCUGUUUGGGGUGGGACUGCGAGGGCCAGCGCUUGGUCUAUGGUUCGGAAAAUAGGCUUGCCGUCAUAAGCCUCCGCGAACACGAGAGGUGA